CGCCUGUCAACAAAACAGCUGACGAGGAUAGUUUUUUACGGCGACCGGAAUGAAACACAAAAAGUGGCAAAUCCGCAGCCAAAUCCAGUGAAAAGAGUCGCAAAGUGCGCGUGGAACGUGGCAGAUUAGCGGGUGGCACAGGAAGAGACACAGAAUGUUGCUGUGGCGCUGGAUUUUCCCCUUCUGCUGUGUCCUCGUGGCAGCGGAGGCUCGUCUGCUGGAGGGAUUGUACUGCGGCAGAGAGAAUUGCUAUGAUGUGCUCAAUAUCACGAGGGAGGCGACGAAGCAGGAGAUAUCCAAGUCCUACAGACAGCUGGCGAAGAAGUACCAUCCGGAUCUGCAUCGCGGGGAGGCGGCUAAGAAGGAGGCCGAGGAGCAAUUCAAAGCAAUCGCCACGGCUUAUGAGAUUCUGCGGGAUGACGGUUCUCGCGGAGACUACGACUACAUGCUGGACAAUCCACAGGAGUACUAUGCCCACUACUAUAGAUACUAUCGUCGCCGGGUGGCGCCCAAAGUGGACGUGCGACUGGUUCUGUUCGUGACAAUCUCUGUGAUCUCUCUGAUUCAGUACUUUAGCUGGUGGCAGCGCUACGAAUCCGCCAUAAAGUACUUCAUGACUGUGCCAAAGUACCGGCACAAGGCGCUGGAGAUUGCACAGCAGCAGGAGACGGCGCGGAUGAGCAAGAAAACGGGAAAGCAGCGCUUGUCGAAGACGGAGCAGAAAGAGGAGACGGAUAAGCUGGUGAGGAAAAUCAUCGAGGAGAACAUGGACAUCCAAGGGGCCUACGCUAAGCCCAGCAUUUGGGAUGUUCUCUGGGUGCAACUUAUCAUCUCUCCGUACACAAUCACCAAGUGGGUGGCCUGGAACGUACGCUGGUUCUGGAAGUUCAUCCUCUUGCGGCAGCCGUACGGCGAGGAAGAGAAGUACUUCAUCAUCCGGAAGUACAUGAAGAUGGGCCAGCAUAAGUUCAAUGCCAUUGAAGAGAGCACGAAGAGGGAGUACUUAGAGCUGGAACUGUGGAAGAAGGAGAACUUCAACCAGUGGAAAUUCGAACAAGAAGAGGCGAUGAAGAAGGAACUGGCCCAGAAGGCAUCGUACAGAUCAAUCCGGCGAUACAUGAAGUCUCAUGGGCCCGGCAGAAUAACAUUCGAAGACUAGUUCUCCAUCGCAUAUCGUCAAUCGUCCUCAUUUUUUAUACUUUGCACCUGUUUUCUAUUUAUAAACAAGGGUAAAUGUUCUGGAAAAAUGAUAAAGAAAAACACUGUAUUGUUGUGCGCGAUUAGAAUAUUCAAAAACAAAA
Messenger RNA from Phlebotomus argentipes, 1301 nucleotides. RefSeq names its product dnaJ homolog subfamily C member 25 homolog. Gene Ontology annotation, biological process: protein folding. The transcript has a single exon. Gene Ontology annotation, cellular component: endoplasmic reticulum membrane. The coding region runs from base 155 to 1159 and encodes 334 amino acids. The record is from RefSeq and is a predicted model, not a curated record. NCBI's taxonomy places the organism in Eukaryota, Metazoa, Arthropoda, Insecta, Diptera, Psychodidae.